This is a messenger RNA of Camelina sativa (false flax), 1604 nucleotides long. Its product is annotated as F-box protein At4g27050-like. Lineage: Eukaryota; Viridiplantae; Streptophyta; Magnoliopsida; Brassicales; Brassicaceae. The record is from RefSeq and is a predicted model, not a curated record.
GCCAACCCGAUUGACACCCCUAACUACUAGCCUAUUUUCAACCUAUUCUCCUGAUCUCCUCUCUCGAUUGCUUCUUCUUCCUCGAUCAUCAACUGGAGGGAGUUCCUUCUUCGAAGAAAGGCAUAAGAAAAGGAAAGAGCUUAUUAUAGUCUGUCUGUAUGGCUACAGAUCUGAUCAGCAAUCUCCCCGAUGAUGUUCUUGGCAAAAUCCUGUCUUUUGUUCCGACAAAGCUUGCUGCUUCAACGUCUGUUCUGUCCAAGAGGUGGAGGAACCUGCUUCCUCUUGUAGACACCCUUGACUUUGAUGAAUCGAUGCUUUUCUAUCCCAACAAAAAAGUGGGAAACGUAAAAGCAACAAAUCGUCAUAGUCGUCUUCGCCGUCGACAUCGCUUCUCUGAUUUCGUGGACAAGACACUUGCUCUGUUAAGCAAUUCUCCUCGCAUCAAGAAAUGUUCUCUGAUAUGUGACUACGAAGAGGACGAAUCUCGCAUCAACCGUUGGAUCCGCACUGUGCUAGACCGCGGCUGCUUGGAGAUGAACUUAGCGUCACGCUAUUCUCUCUGUAUAGAUUCUCAACUUUUCACAAGCAACACACUGGUUAAACUCACCAUCUCCGAUGGAUUUCAUCCUGUAGGCCGUCUUCCCCUUGACGGUUUGUUUUUCCCCGCGCUCAAGACACUUACUCUCCUUUCAGUAUCGUUUUCAUCUCUUGACAUGCAUAAGUUCUUCAUCCAUGGCUGCCCUGCGCUAGAGGAAGUAUUCAUAGAUGUUUGGAUGUCAUACUUGUCAAGUCCAAACGUCAAGCGAGUUACCAUCACUAGUGAUUUUGAUGACAAAUUCCAUCUUCGUAGCAUUGAGCUUAAGACACCUAGUCUUCUCUACCUUGACUACUCUAGUUAUGUUGCGGGUGUUCAUUAUGUUGUUUUGGAUUCGCUCGUCGAAGCUAAACUGGAUAUUCGAUUAUACGAGUCAUAUGAGGAUGAUGACGGUCCAUUGUGGAGUGAAUUUAAUGGCAAUGUUACGAGUCUGCUUGAGGGGAUCAGAACCAUUAAGAGCCUUCACUUGUCUCGUUAUUCUCUCGAGGUGUUUUACUUUUGUUGUAAUAAAAUACCGGUGUUCGACGAUCAUUUUUAUUUAUCUAUCGAAAGUGAUGAGGAUAUAGGCUGGCAAGUAAUGCCAAGCCUGCUCGAAAGCUCCCCAAAUCUACAAACUUUAGUCAUCAAGGGUCUUGUGCACAAAGUUACAGACUGGUGUGGAGACGCGUGCGCUUGCAUCCGUAUGAAGGACAUGGAGUUAGAAUGUAUUUUGUCUAAUUGUCGAGUGAAGGUGCUCGAGAUUUCAGGGUACGGAGGAAGUUUUAGAGAGCUGAAACAGAUGAGGUAUUUCUUGGGGAAGUUGGAAUGUCUUGAAACUGUGAAAAUUGGCGUAGAAGAGGACAGCAAGAACCUUAAUUACGUGCAAGCUAAUGUAAUGGCUCUCCCCAAGGUCUCAUCAAAAUGCAAGAUUCAGUUCAUCUGAUUGUUUUUGUUCACAUAUGGGUUUUUUUUUUCUUCUUCUUUUCCCAAACUGAUUAUACAAUGGAUCCAUAAUCAUAGAUUUUCUUAU